This is a messenger RNA of Haliotis rubra (blacklip abalone), 1175 nucleotides long. RefSeq names its product cell adhesion molecule 4-like. The coding region runs from base 39 to 1175 and encodes 378 amino acids. NCBI's taxonomy places the organism in Eukaryota, Metazoa, Mollusca, Gastropoda, Lepetellida, Haliotidae. The record is from RefSeq and is a predicted model, not a curated record. The transcript is spliced from 8 exons.
CUGUGACCGGAUUAUUUCAUGUGUGUGGUCUUGCCUCCAUGACAACUGGAUAUAGACACACUGUUACACGUGUUGGCGACGAUGUUAACAUAACCAUGAACCCAGCGAAUGUCAGCUUCCUAUAUAACGUAUGGGUGAAUGGUUCGGUAGCUGUGAGACUGUUACUGGUCCAGCCUAAGUCACACCGUGUAUGGGUACUCAACAGCAGUCACACCGGCUACACGACCAGGAUCAGAUACACCGGGGAGGACUCACCAUCACAGACAGGACAGCUGAGGUUUACCAUCUACAAUGUUACUGUACAGGACGCUGGUACUUACUACUGUCAAGGAACCAAUGGACAGACAGUUACUGGAUGUAGACAGGUCCUCGUUGUAGCACAGAAGCCAACCAGACCUACCAUCACCGGACCUGCCUCACCUGUAUCAGGUGAGAAUGUCACCCUGACAUGCUCCUCCUCCUCCCGGAGUCUGCCCCCGGACCAUCCCCCACUGACCAUGACCUACAUCUGGAGGAGGAACAGGACCCUGGUAGAAUCUGGUGAUGAGUCUCCUACAGGUGGAGAUGACCUGACAAUAACCCACGUCAGCAGAGAGAACCAGGGAGACAUCUACAGCUGCCAGGCCGUGGAGGAGGGGCUGAAGUCUAACUGGAGUCACGGACAUGUACUGGAUGUUCUCUAUGGACCUGGUCAGAUACAGUUUGACGGCACAAGUGACAAGUUGGAGGUAGAAGAAGGGAAACCUGCAACAGUGAGAUGUUCUGCUGACUGUAACCCUGCCUGUACUGUAACCUGGUUGAACAUCUCCAGACAGACGGUGAUUACAGGACAGGGAAAGGUUGUGUUGUCUUUACCAGCUGUAGAUGUACCUGUGUCUGGACUGUACACGUGUCACGUCAACAACAGUCAUGGGAGUGCAUCACGGAACCUGACGCUGGCGGUCUUCUCACGUGGAGUUACUGAAUCUAGUGCCGUUUCCAUCGUCCCCGUGGCUGCUGUCUUUUCCGUCCUGAUCGUGGUCAUCGCCGUUGUCGUCAUCGUUGUUGUUUGUAGAAAACAGAGACGUGGAGGAAGGGGAGACAUUCAUAGUCGCGUUGUCACAUACAUCCUUGACGCAGAAACAGAAGGGGGCUACCAGGAGAUAGAAGAGAGACGAUACGUUGAUCAGCGGUGA